Messenger RNA from Wasmannia auropunctata (little fire ant), 567 nucleotides. RefSeq lists its product as uncharacterized. Gene Ontology annotation, molecular function: protein binding. The record is from RefSeq and is a predicted model, not a curated record. The transcript is spliced from 3 exons. The annotation marks the transcript as partial. Lineage: Eukaryota; Metazoa; Arthropoda; Insecta; Hymenoptera; Formicidae.
UUAUUCUACGAUUCCACUGAUUGUGAAAUCACAUUGAAAUCACUUGAAUCACGUGACGCUAAUAUGCUGGUUCACUCUUUGAACGUGUAUUUUUUAUCUGUUUGUUAAGAAGCAUGACGGAGAUUGUUAAGAAGUUGGAUGAGCAAAAGAAUCAUGCUCUGACAGUGAGCAACAUAUUUGUUCCAUCCGUGAAGAUCAAUGUAUGAAACUCAAGGAUUGACAAGGAUUAUUGCAAGAGGCUGAUAAUGAAGGACCCUGUUGGAAAUGUGCACAAAAUAGAGGAACUUUUGUGGAGAAAAGCCUUUUACGAUGUUGUAUACACAGCCAAAAAGUUACGGAAGGGUAAUACCUGGAAUGAUAUGGAAAAAAUGCUGCUUUCGGCCCAUCUGUUGGUGACUGUAGGAUAUUAUCAUCAUUUGAUAAUAAGGCUACAAAUGGAAUACGAUCUAGACCGUGUUGCAUCAGCUCAAGAAAAGAAUACUAUUGAAGACUUUGUCUCGAGCGUGCUGCACAUCAGUCGCAUGUGCGUAUUCACAAAUACGGAGCUGGGAAUGUACCUCAAGCUUU